Messenger RNA from Castor canadensis (American beaver), 7001 nucleotides. It is a transcript of the gene Pxdn, whose product is annotated as peroxidasin. The record is from RefSeq and is a predicted model, not a curated record. Gene Ontology annotation, molecular function: protein binding; peroxidase activity; heme binding. NCBI's taxonomy places the organism in Eukaryota, Metazoa, Chordata, Mammalia, Rodentia, Castoridae. Gene Ontology annotation, biological process: response to oxidative stress.
GGACGCGCCGGGGCCUCCGCGGUCGCUCAGAGCGUGCUACGCCCGUCCGCGCCGUCGGUCAUGGCCGCGCGCUCCGCGGACCCCACGCGCCGCUGCCUGUUGGCUCUGGUGCUGUGCUGCGCCUGGGGGGCACAGGCGGUGGUCGCCACCAAGUCGGGCGCCGGCUGUCCGAGUCGCUGUCUGUGCUUCCGCACCACCGUGCGCUGCAUGCAUCUGCUGCUCGAGGCCGUGCCCGCCGUGGCGCCGCAGACCUCCAUCCUGGACCUUCGGUUUAACAGAAUCACAGAGGUCCAACCUGGGGCAUUCAGGAGGCUGAAGAACUUGAAUACACUGCUUCUCAACAAUAAUCAGAUCAAGAGGAUACCCAGUGGAGCGUUUGAAGACUUGGAAAACUUGAAGUAUCUCUACUUGUACAAGAAUGAGAUCCAGUCAAUUGACAGGCAAGCGUUUAAGGGACUUGCCUCUCUAGAGCAACUAUACCUGCACUUUAACCAGAUAGAAACCCUCGACCCGGAAUCCUUCCAGCACUUACCGAAGCUUGAGAGACUAUUCUUACAUAACAACCGGAUCACACAUUUAGCUCCAGGGACAUUUAAUCACUUGGAAUCUAUGAAGCGGUUGCGGCUGGACUCAAACGCACUCCACUGUGACUGUGAGAUCCUAUGGCUGGCAGACCUGCUGAAGACCUACGCCCAGUCAGGGAACGCGCAGGCAGCGGCCACCUGCGAGUUUCCCAGGCGUAUCCAGGGGCGGUCAGUGGCGACCAUCACCCCAGAAGAGCUGAACUGUGAAAGGCCCCGGAUCACAUCAGAACCCCAGGAUGUAGAUGUCACCUCUGGGAACACCGUGUACUUCACCUGCAGGGCCGAGGGCAACCCCAAACCUGAGAUCAUCUGGCUUCGAAACAAUAACGAGCUGAGCAUGAAGACCGAUUCCCGCCUAAACCUGCUGGAUGAUGGGACCCUGAUGAUCCAGAACACCCAGGAGGCAGACCAGGGUGUUUACCAGUGCAUGGCCAAAAAUGUGGCCGGAGAGGUGAAGACGCACGAGGUGACCCUCAGGUACUUUGGGUCUCCAGCCCGACCCGCUUUUGUAAUCCAGCCGCAGAACACAGAGGUGUUGGUGGGCGAGAGUGUCACCCUGGAGUGUAGUGCCACAGGCCAUCCUCUGCCACAGAUCACCUGGACAAGAGGUGACCGGUCGCCCUUGCCAGUAGACCCUCGGGUGAAUAUCACCCCCUCUGGUGGCCUCUACAUCCAGAACGUCGUCCAGAGCGACAGCGGGGAGUACACCUGCUUUGCGUCCAACAGUGUGGACAGCAUCCACGCUACCGCCUUCAUCAUUGUGCAGGCUCUUCCUCAGUUUACUGUGACUCCGGAGGACAGAGUGGUCAUUGAAGGUCAGACUGUUGAUUUCCAGUGCGAGGCGAAGGGCUACCCCCAGCCAGUCAUCGCGUGGACCAAGGGAGGAAGCCAGCUCUCGGUGGACAGACGGCACCUGGUGUUGUCCUCGGGUACACUCAGGAUCUCUGGGGUGGCCUUGCACGAUCAGGGCCAGUACGAGUGUCAGGCGGUCAACAUCAUUGGCUCCCAGAAGGUUGUGGCCCACCUGACGGUGCAGCCCAGAGUCACCCCAGUGUUCGCCAGCACUCCCAGCGACCUGACAGUAGAGGUGGGCACCAAUGUGCAGCUCCCAUGCAGUUCCCAGGGGGAGCCCGAGCCAGCGAUCACCUGGAACAAGGAUGGGGUUCAGGUGACGGAAAGUGGUAAAUUUCACAUCAGCCCCGAAGGAUUCUUGACCAUCAACGAUGUUGGACCUGCAGACGCCGGUCGUUACGAGUGUGCGGCCCGGAACACGAUUGGGUACGCCUCGGUUAGCAUGGUGCUCAGUGUGAGCGUUCCUGACGUCAGUCGAAAUGGGGAUCCAUUUGUUGCCACCUCCAUCGUGGAAGCCAUUGCAACUGUUGACCGAGCCAUAAACUCCACCCGGACUCACCUGUUCGACAGCCGUCCCCGUUCUCCAAAUGACCUGCUGGCCCUGUUCCGCUAUCCGAGGGACCCAUACACGGUGGGACAAGCCCGGGCAGGAGAGAUAUUUGAGCGGACCCUGCAGCUCAUCCAGGAUCACGUGCAGCAUGGCCUGAUGGUCGACUUAAACGGAACAAGUUACCACUACAACGACCUGGUGUCGCCACAGUACCUGAGCCUCAUUGCCAACCUGUCGGGCUGCACCGCCCACCGGCGUGUGAACAACUGCUCCGACAUGUGCUUCCAUCAGAAGUACAGGACGCACGAUGGCACCUGCAACAACCUGCAGCACCCCAUGUGGGGCGCCUCGCUUACUGCCUUCGAGCGCCUGCUCAAGGCCGUGUAUGAGAACGGCUUCAACACGCCCCGGGGCAUCAACCCGCAGCGGCAGUACAACGGGCACAUGCUCCCCAUGCCACGCUUGGUGUCCACCACGCUCAUUGGGACGGAGGUGGUCACCCCCGAUGAGCAGUUCACACACAUGCUGAUGCAGUGGGGUCAGUUUCUGGACCACGACCUGGACUCCACGGUGGUGGCCCUGAGCCAGGCCCGCUUCUCCGACGGGCAGCACUGCAGCACCGUGUGCAGCAGCGACCCCCCCUGCUUCUCCGUCAUGAUCCCCCCCAACGACCCGCGUGUGCGGAGCGGGGCCCGCUGCAUGUUCUUUGUGCGCUCCAGCCCUGUGUGUGGCAGUGGCAUGACUUCCCUGCUCAUGAACUCCGUGUACCCGCGGGAGCAGAUCAACCAGCUCACCUCCUACAUCGAUGCGUCCAACGUGUACGGCAGCACGGACCACGAGGCUCACAGCAUCCGGGACCUGGCCAGCCACCGGGGCCUGCUGCGCCAGGGCAUCGUGCAGAGGUCCGGGAAGCCACUGCUGCCCUUUGCCACGGGCCCCCCGACUGAGUGCAUGCGGGAUGAGAAUGAGAGCCCCAUCCCCUGCUUCCUGGCCGGGGACCACCGGGCCAACGAGCAGCUGGGCCUGACCAGUAUGCACACACUGUGGUUCCGGGAGCACAACCGGGUGGCGGCCGAGCUGCUCAAGCUGAACCCGCACUGGGAUGGGGACACCAUCUACUACGAGACCCGGAAGAUCGUGGGGGCCGAGAUCCAGCACAUCACCUACCGCCACUGGCUGCCAAAGGUGCUGGGGGAGGUGGGCAUGAAGAUGUUGGGGGAGUACCGGGGCUACGACCCCAGCGUCAACGCCGGCAUCUUCAACGCCUUCGCCACCGCGGCCUUCAGGUUCGGGCACACGCUGGUCAACCCUCUGCUCUACCGGCUGGACGAGAACUUCGAGCCCAUCGCUCAGGGCCACGUUCCCUUGCACAAAGCCUUCUUCUCACCCUUCCGGAUCGUGAACGAGGGGGGCAUCGACCCGCUUCUCAGGGGGCUGUUCGGUGUGGCAGGGAAGAUGCGGGUGCCCACCCAGCUGCUGAACACGGAGCUCACGGAGCGGCUAUUCUCCAUGGCACACACGGUGGCCCUUGACCUGGCCGCCAUCAACAUCCAGAGAGGCCGGGAUCACGGCAUUCCUCCGUACCUUGACUACAGGGUCUACUGCAACCUGUCCGCUGCUCAUACCUUUGAGGAUCUGAAAAAUGAGAUCAAGAGCCCUGAGAUCCGGGAGAAGCUGAAAAGGCUCUAUGGCUCAACACUGAACAUCGAUCUGUUCCCAGCCCUCAUGGUGGAAGACCUGGUUCCGGGCAGCCGUCUAGGGCCCACCCUGAUGUGCCUGCUUAGCACACAGUUCCGGCGCCUACGUGAUGGGGACAGGUUGUGGUAUGAAAACCCGGGGGUGUUCUCCCCUGCCCAGCUGACGCAGAUCAAACAGACGUCCCUGGCCAGGAUCCUGUGUGACAACUCAGACAACAUCACCCGCGUGCAAGGGGACGUGUUCAAGGUGGCGGAGUUCCCUCAUGGCUACGGCAGCUGCGAAGAUGUCCCCAGGGUGGACCUGCGGGUGUGGCAGGAUUGCUGCGAGGACUGCAGGACCCGGGGACAGUUCAACGCAUUUUCCUAUCAUUUCCGGGGCAAACGGUCUCUGGAAUUCAGUUACCAGGAAGAUGAGCCCACCAAGAGAGCUGGGCCACAGGUGGCACUGGGUGUAAAACACAGUAAACGGCUCAGUAACUCCACGUCGGCCUCCUAUGAGCACUCAGAAGGGCCAGCGACAAACGACUUCAAGGAAUUUGUCCUGGAAAUGCAAAAGACUAUCACAGACCUCAGAAGACAGAUAAACACACUGGAGUCUCGGCUCAGCGCCACAGAAUGUGUGGAUGGCAACGGUGAGUCUCACGCCAACAACACAAAGUGGAACAAAGACGCGUGCACCGUUUGUGAGUGCAGAGAUGGGCAGGUCACCUGCUUCGUGGAAGCUUGCCAGCCUGCAGCGUGCCCUGCGCCUGUGACAUUUGAAGGAACAUGCUGUCCAGUCUGCGUAAAGACAACCACGGAGGGACAGCCUUAGUCUUUCCCAGCAGAGCUCCUUGGACUUGGUUGAGAUCAGACAGCAACACAGGGAGCUGCAGACCACAGGAAAAAUCUGGACCCCAGACAUUUCAGGACCUCAGCUGUGCCAUCACCCCUGCGGCACAGGCUGCUUUGGACCCCAUGUUUGGAGAAGGAGUCAGAGCAGACAGGAAGGGGUGUGGACGCUGGUCCUCACUUCAUGUUAGUCUUCUCAGGUUUUUAUUUAAUUCUUUUAAAAUGGAAAAUUGGUGCUACUAUUAAAUCGCACAGUUAAAUCAUUUAGGCUCCUAAACUGAUUCUGCCUACUAAUACUUUUUAAGUAAGGCAGGAUCCCUCUGAAGUCCACUCCGCCUGGUUCUGACACCAGGUGUGACCUGUGGGUGACAGCGUGUCAGGAGGCCAUGAGAAGGAGGCUUUCAAUCUGGGUGACAUCACAGGCUACAUUUAAAAGGAAAAUCUACGUUUGGCAAAGGGUAUAGUCUUAACAGACGCUCGGGCUCCUGCUCCGUCCUUCCUGUUUGGGCUCUGACGUUUCUCAGCCGAGUAGCAUCUAACCAUGAAACGAAGCAGUCCUGUGUCCUGUGACUGUCCUGACCUCUUCCACACAGUUGUCACAUUAUUAAUUCACAUUUAGAAAUGGACUUGUUUCCACUUACAGUGUGCGCACUUACUGCCUUGCUGUGAACCAGAUGUGAAACCCUUUGGUCCCAUGUCAUGUGUUAGAUCUCAUGAACGGCCCCUGCACUGGCAGGAUGGUCGGAGGCAGCCUUGUCCGUGCUCCUGAGCUCCUGACCGCCCAACAGAGUAAGACCCACUCUCCAGGUCCUUAUGUUGGGUGACCGGCCACAGGUGGGCAGGACUUGAAUGUGGGUAACUCUAACUUCACAUUGUGUGAAUGCAAAAAAACCAAAUCCGUAUACCUCAUGUGUACUUUUAAAAAUGCAUGAUUUUCUAUAAAAAUUUGCCCAUUUGUGUUAGGUAUGGCAGAAAAAUCAUUUUCCACUAUGCAAAAGUAUUUUUUUAGAAUUCAGUGAAAAGCAACUAUCAUACCUCAUGGUCUCUCUUUUUUAAUUGACCAGAACCUUCCAUUGUGUUCUCAAGACAAAGCAGUCUCUGUUCUGAGGACUGUUUCCCCUGAACAAGCAAGUUUCACUCAACAUACGUUUAGUAGCUGGGUGCCCAUACAGGGCACUGGGGCCUGAUGGGGAAUGCCGAGGACCGGGAGUCAGCAGCAGGUGGCAGAAGUGCCAGGAGGUUAUCAUGAUAGUGAGAACAUUGUCAGAGAUGGGGAGAAGCCAGGUUCCUUGCAGUACUUGUCACAUAACAGGCACUGAGAGUCUGGCAUGAUGUAUCAGCCAUUUCCCAGUGUGUAUCUUUCCCACAGAGACCUGAGUGCGGUGCCAAGGGCAUCCCAACCGUGGGAUUGUUCACAGUGGACUCGUGGCUGUCUUUCCUCAGCCUCACGUUGCUAAGUGACAAGUUGAAGCUGCCUGGUGUCUCCUAGGCUUGGCGCUUCUUUUGAAAUGGUCACCUACAGUGAUUGUGUAAGGUGGGAAUGGUUGUGUGAUUGCUCAGGUAUAGAAGUGACAACUGGGUCACCGACAGCAGCAUUUCACUGUCCCAUGAGCCUCGGAGGGUGCACACAGGUGCGGCUCGUGGCUGGGCAGGUGCACAGGGAUUCCAUUCUCUAAACCGAUGGAGGGGAAGCUGACUGCGAUUGACAUUAAAUUCUGAGAUUCAAACUGAAAUGUCUGCAGAAUCACCAGUUUGAUAUUCUGACUUCAUUGCUAAGACACAGUGGGGACAGCGCCCGUGUGGACUCUGAGCGGUGAGUGUGAGGGCAUUGCUGUAAGAGGAAGCAGAGUGUAUAUAUUUAUUUACUUUCUAACUGUGGCCAACAGCCAAUGCCGUUUUUCUGUUCGUUGUAUUCAGUACAUUACCAAAGAGAUGUUUGCACUUUGUAGUGAUCUCCUUCAGUUCAAAUAAAGGGCCACGUUGUCAAGUGGAGAGUGCUUGCUUUCUUUACCUAAGAAUGACAAAUCGGGCCGCAGUUGUGCACCAGGUGACAUAGAUACUGGAUGAAGAAAGUGGGACCUAGACAGAGGCCCAGGAGCUGCACUUGACACUGAGUAUCCUAUACAGAAAAUGGGAGAAGGAAAAGUAGAAAGGAAUGAGUUAAAACGGACUCUGGCUUUUGAGGGAGCGAGAACUCAUUAGCCAGACUGACAUUGCUUCUUAUAAACCUUAAGCAGGUGGGAGGUGAGCUCCUGGGAAAAGUUUCCUGAAGUUUUUGUGUGGACAAAGCCAUUCAUUUGUCAGAGAGGAAAAGUGUGGUGUGGUGUCAUCUUGUGGGAUCAGUGAUGUGUGGGCACCUUCCCAGUGCAGAGGCGGGAAGGGUGUCACGAGGUUCCCAUGUACCUGCACUGGUGUGUGGCUCAGCUGCCAGACCUAGGUGACCACAUAGCACCUUUGCAUUCCCCGUGCUGGGUGGGAGGGAAUGCC